Molecule: messenger RNA, 3808 nt
Organism: Penicilliopsis zonata CBS 506.65
Lineage: Eukaryota; Fungi; Ascomycota; Eurotiomycetes; Eurotiales; Aspergillaceae
Exons: 2
Coding region: 466-3711 (1081 amino acids)
Biological process (GO): negative regulation of transcription by RNA polymerase II
Cellular component (GO): nucleus
Molecular function (GO): zinc ion binding; RNA polymerase II transcription regulatory region sequence-specific DNA binding; DNA-binding transcription factor activity, RNA polymerase II-specific
Source: RefSeq, a predicted model, not a curated record
CGUGACUCCACCGUGAGUCAGGCUGAGUCAGGCUGAGUCAGCCCAGGCCAAUCGGGGACUCGCCGCCCACGUGUUCUGCCGCGUUUUACCGCCAGAUUCUGCCGUGCCUUUUCAGGGCCUUCGAGAUUCUUCUUCGCCGCCCGCCCACCUUUUAUCUCCCAGCUCGACGGAAGCAAGGCAAAACAGGAGAAAGAGACGGUGAAAACGGUUGAGACGGCGGUGGUGCAUAUAUUUUGACGUUCCAUCCUUGCAUGAGCACCCAGCGUCCCUACACAGCUGCUACGAACAUGUCGGACGCCCCCGCUACACACCCCAGCCAGCAGCCGUCUCGCCCAAGACCGGCCCGGCGGGGAGGACGAGGCCGUGGCCGUGGUGGCCAACGGGGACAGAAUCCUUCUGAAUUACCUUCACAAUCACAAACGCAGUCACAAUCGACGACCGAUCCCGCUUCAACGACACCAAACGAUGCCCCCCGUUCGCGGAGAGGACGCAGAGGAGGGGCCGGUGGUGGCAGACCCGAUGGUCCUCAGCGACGAGGUCACGGACGCGGGGGAAAUACUAGUCGAGCAGCAGCAAUUUGAAGGACGGUUGACGCAGCCGCAGCAGGCGUCCGAAGACGACGAAAACGAAGAGUUGAACGGAACAGAGGAGGAUGGUAAAGGACUCCGCGUGGAGGCGCCGGAAUUCGUGCCGGGGGUACAGCCGGCAGAGAAACCACCGCAGGCUCCCAAGGCUAAGGCCAAAGUCAAGGCCAAACCGCCCAAGGUGACCACCAAGUCUACCGCCCCGGAUAUCGCCACCCGGACGCACGAAGAUAUCGCCCACAACCUUUACGAGUGCCCGAUCUGCACCAGCGAACUGGGUCGACGGUCUCGAGUGUGGUCGUGCCAGCUGUGCUGGACGGUGUUCCAUCUCAGUUGCAUCAAAAAGUGGUCGCAGAACGAAGGAUCCGCCGCUGCUCAGGACGCAGCCCGCCGGCUGGAAGACGGCAACGAGGAGGCGACCGCGGCAUCACGGGCCUGGCGCUGUCCCGGGUGCAAUCUGGCACAGGAGGUACGGCCGACAACCUAUUCGUGCUGGUGUGAGAAGGAAGUCGACCCUCGCCCGCUGCCCGGUCUACCGCCACACUCGUGCGGGCAAACCUGUUCGCGACCGCGCAAGGGUUGUCCACACCCGUGCGAUGCCACCUGCCACGCCGGCCCGUGUGCGCCCUGUACGGCCAUGGGGCCUACGCAGGACUGUUUCUGCGGCCGCACCUCGUCGACCAAGCGGUGUCAAGAUACAGACUAUGAGAAUGGGUGGAGCUGUGGGGAGAUCUGUGGAGACCUUCUCCCCUGCGGAGAGCAUACAUGUCCUCGGCCCUGCCAUGAGGGCCUCUGUGGCGCGUGCGAGGUGAAGAUCGAGGCGAGAUGCUACUGCGGCAAAGUGGAAACUGAAAUGCUGUGCAGCUCCAAGGACGAGGAGCUUGAAUCCACCCGAGUGGACGAGACAACCGGUCAAUCAGACGACUGGAUCGGAUGCUUCAACUGCGGCGAUGUGUGCGACCGCCCCUUUGCCUGCGGGAAACAUACCUGUCAAAAGGCCUGCCAUCCGCAGGAUGCGCACCCAGCUCUGUGUCCAAAGUCGCCCGACGUGGUCCUGCAUUGCCCCUGUGGGAAGACUCUGCUGGCAGGCAUCCCCGACUAUACCCCCAGAACAUCAUGUGAGGACCCCAUCCCCAACUGUCGGGAAGCCUGCGGCAAGAUCCUGCCGUGCGGCCACUCCUGCGACCAAGUCUGUCAUACCGGUACGUGCGGGCCGUGUCUCCGGGUGGUGCUCAUCGGUUGUCGCUGCGGGCGCACUACAUCGCGAACGUUGUGCCACCAAGGCACCAUCGAACCUCCACAGUGCUUCCGGCAAUGCAAGAGCGCACUCCACUGUGGCCGACACGCGUGCGCCGAACGGUGUUGCCCUGGCGAGCAGAAAGCGAUUGAACGACAGGCACUCCGACGACGGCUGAAGCCUCACCUCCGACCGAGCGAUGAUGAGAUCGAAGCCGAACACAUCUGCACCCGAGUGUGCGGCCGGGGUCUGAAAUGCGGCCGACACACGUGUCCCGAGCUGUGCCACAAGGGGGCAUGCAACACCUGCCGAGAGGCGAUCUUCGAGGAGAUCGCCUGCCACUGCGGGCGCACCAUCCUGUAUCCGCCGCUGCCGUGCGGGACGCAACCGCCGCCGUGCUCAUACCCCUGCCACCGGUCGAAGGCCUGCGGACACCCCCAGACAGCCCACAACUGCCAUACCGACGACGAAUCGUGUCCCAAGUGCCCGUUCCUGACGGAGAAGGCCUGUCUGUGCGGGAAACGAACGUUGAAAAACCAGCCCUGCUGGCUGACGGAUGCCCGGUGCGGUCAGAUCUGCGGCCGACCGCUCAAGUGCGGAUCGCACGUCUGCCAGAAGGACUGCCAUCGGCCGGGCGAGUGCGAGGACGCCUGUACGCCGUGCACGCAGGCGUGUGGCAAAACCAAAGCCCUAUGCGGCCACCCGUGCACAGAACCCUGCCACGCCCCAUACCCCUGUACGGAGAAGAACCCAUGCACUGCGCCCGUGAUCAUCACCUGCGGCUGUGGACGACUCCGACAGGAGAAACGAUGCGCUGCGGCACGAGCAGUGACGACGAAGGGUAGUUCACUCCCCCAGCCGGCUACCCAGCCAACGCAGGUCCCGCGAGGCGUACAGACUCUGGCGUGCGACGAGGAAUGUGCCCGGCUAGAACGCAAUCGGUCCCUGGCGUCCGCGCUGGGCAUUGAGAUCGAUCCGUCGACCACGACAGCUGCCGGAUCGAGUACUACCGGUCAUAGUCUCCCGUAUUCGACCGAAACCCUAGAUCUCUACAUGCACCUCUCGUCGACAUCGCCGUUGGCGACUCUCCAGUCGUACGAAUCCAGUCUCCACACUCUCGCAGUGAGCGCCACGCAACGGUCUGUGCGGUUCCAGCCUGCGAAAUCCUCCCUCCGGGCAUUCGUGCACUCCCUCGCUGCAGACUGGGGAUUCGCCAGCGAAAGCUUCGACCCAGAACCGCACCGCCACGUGUUCGUCCUGAAACCCGGGGCAUGGACGCCUCCCGCGCUGUUCAACACGGGCAAUCCCACCAGUGUCGCGAUCGGGAUCGGCGGGAUGAGUGUAGGCGAGUGUAUGCGGACGCGGGAGCGGCAGCGCGCCAAGGAGCGCGAUGCGCAGCGCGUCGCGGCUGCGGAGGCCCAGGCUGCGAAAGAAGCUGCCCGGGCUGCUGGAAUAGGGAGUUUCGGUGGUGGUGGUGGUGGUGGUGGACAUGGAGUGAAUGAUGGAUGGGCGCAGGUGGCGUCUCGACGGAAACUGGGCGCAAGCGGUGGGAGAAGCCCUGCGACAGUCUCUACGACGCCUCUCUUUGCUGGUGGCUCGAUGUAUGCUGCUCUUGCGGGGGAGCAGGGCGUGUCUGGCAAGAAGGACCGGUUGGUUCUGAGGUCUGGAGUGGGUGCCAGCAAGCAGUUACGGGCUGAGGUGGUUGACAGUUGGGAGGAUGAAGUGGGGGAUGAAGAGAAUGAAGAGAAUGAGGAGAAUGAAGGGAAUGAAGGGAAUGAAGAGAAUGAAGGGAAUGAAGGGAAUGAAGAGAAUGAAGAGGAGAGUAAAGAAAAGAGUGAAGAGAGUGAAGAGAAUGAGGAAAAAGGGAAUAAAGGGCACAGUGAACAGUAAACGCCCAGAGCAUCCGCUGAAUAGAGCAAUAGAUCUUUUCUAGAAUAUUAUUUCUCAACCAAGUCUAGAUGUAGGGUAAUAUUAGAGGAUAUUCUCU